Seriola aureovittata is the source of this 2655-nucleotide messenger RNA. It is a transcript of the gene iqck, whose product is annotated as IQ motif containing K. The transcript has 10 exons. Bases 134 to 1213 code for a protein of 359 amino acids. The record is from RefSeq and is a predicted model, not a curated record. Gene Ontology annotation, molecular function: protein binding. NCBI's taxonomy places the organism in Eukaryota, Metazoa, Chordata, Actinopteri, Carangiformes, Carangidae.
UAUUUCCCUGUCCAACUCAUAGUCUUCUCCAAUUGUUUUAACUUUACACCGGAAAUUAGUUGCCAAGGAUGCAUAACUACUUCCUUGGCAACCAACGAGUCCUUGACGACCUCUGGAGAAAACGAGCAGAACAAUGGCGAAAAUAAUCAGUGACAAAAAAUCACUUUGGCAACAAGUGUGUGAAGAGUAUGAAGCUGAGCAGCCUAGUCCUCCCAGUGCUGUGUGGACAGAUAGCAGCUCAGUGAGCACCCAGUUCUCCCAGUACAGCGCCAGUACACACUCCCCAGUCUUCUAUGGACUCACCACAGCCAAGGUGUCUGUGGAUGAUGAUCCUCUGAGAGACUUUGACCCACUUCUUUCCCACCCUGCUCUUGCUGCCUACUCUGUGUUAGCAAAACCCCCUCCACCAAGCCAGAAGUGCCCAUCAGCAGCUCAAAGUACAUCGCCUCCACAAAUCCAUGAAUGUCCUGUCACUCGUCUUAUGGAGAGGAAGUUGUUUCCAGUGUUGUUGCCUGGACUGGAGGCUUUGCUGAGAGACGCUCAGAAACAUGGCUGUUUCCAGAGGAAAAUGACAACAUUUAACCCAUGUGACUUCCUAACUGAGUGGCUAUACAACCACAACCCCCGCAGGCAAGGACAGGUGGCAGUGAACUUCCAUAACAUCCCCUUUGUCAAGGACUGGCUCAGCAUGCAUCCCAGACGUCCCAUCCCCAUGUUUCUAUUGCUGAGUGAAGAUCAGGCUGCUCUGCUCAUCCAGGCUUUCUGGAGGGGAUACAAGAUCAGAGCUCGCCCAGAUGUGCAGGAACUACGUCAGUGGCAAAAAAAACUGAGAGAGAACCACAACAUUGCCAAAACAGUCGAACAGUUCUGGGCCCAACAAGAGAGCCGAGUGGGCUCAGCUAUGACAGAUAUUCCAGAAAGCCCCCAGCCUGGUAACUCUGAUGUGUCCAUCCAAGUGGUUUCCCCCACCCCCCAGAGCACCGUGGUCCACACCCCUACCACCCAGACGACCCCUGAGGCUGGCUACAAAGAGGCCACUGCUCGACCCCCUGAUUGGUGGAAGUUGUACCUGGAGCCAGAGAGAAAGGUUGUUGCUGCAGGUUGGAAAAAGACUGCAAACUCGUCUGCAGUUGGUGUUACUGGUGUUACACGUUGUUCGGGCACACACCAAUUACAUAACUUGCCCACCGACCCCGCCAUCUUUGUUUCAUAGAUAUAACCAUGGCAUCUCUACUGUUCAAUAAUCAAAGCUAAGGCAGUAAAGGACAGCGCUCUUUAUAGUACACUAGUAUAGCUCCUUAUGAUACAGUAUUUGUCAAUCACAAAAUCUCUGUUAAUGGAAACCUUUAAGUGGCGUUAGUGUGUUGACUUCUUUCUUGAAAUUAGACCACCGUUAAUUUGGAAAACCUGAUAACGAUUCCGUUGUAAUAUAUUGUAUCAUUUGCUCGAUUGAUUUGACUCAAAAUGGCAUUCACACAUUCACAGUUUGUUUGUUUUUGAAGAAUCUCUGACUUUAUGAAACCAAACCUUCACCCCAUUCUACCCUUGUUUAUUUGAACAUAAACAGUCUCUCAUCAUCUGGCGGUGGUCUGUCCCAGAUUUUACACUUUGGAGAAGCAGUAUGUAAUUAUUGGGCUCCGCGAAACUGGAUCUAAUACCUGCCCAGACUCUUACCAUUUUUGAACCCAAGUUAAAAUGUUUUAUGCUCUCCAUUCCAUGUUAAAGCAGUAGUUAAUAGUUGGGAGCUAAGCUUAGCCUUAGCUUAGUAUUUACCGUACAGACAUGAGAGCUGUACCGGUCUUCUCAUCUAAAGCGAAGGUUUGAUUAAAUGUCUAACCAUUCUGUUAACUCAAUGUUACAAACACACUGCAAUCCUGCACUGUCUACCAGUUAAUUCUCUGCUCUUUCAUCUUUUUCAUUAGUUUUAUAAAACUCAAUGUCUCAUUUAAUAUCUUAUACAAAGCACUUUGUUUUAAAUAUGCAGUAUAAAUAAGCUCACCUUUCCUUUCAAAUGGAGGCACAAAAACAUUGUUCGUGCACACUGAUGAUAUUUUAUGCAGAGCAGCUUAAGGAGAACUCUGCAUUCCCUUUGUCGGCUACAUCAGCUACAAUCUCUAGGAAUAGUGACUACAAAUGAUCUUUCAGUCAGCAGAGUGUUGAUUCAGCAUUUUACCCGCCAGAGAUGUGUGGGUGGGGGUGGGGGUGGGGGUGGGGGGGGGGGGGGGGGGCUGUGCUGUGCUGUCGUGGGGCUUAAUUCAUAACACAGUGGCUGGAAAGUGGUUCACCUGUGCCAGCCAGAGUGCCCAUUCAUCCUGCAUAAUGAAGGGCGUGACAGGCCCGGCAGACAGUCGCAUCACUCAGUGGACAGAUAGCAUCGCGGCUUAUUUACACACACAGGAACACAUGGACGUUCUCUUGCACUCACCCGUACAUAAAUCAAUAUCAGAUGAAUGACUGUUUGUGACAAACCCAUCCAUGCAUGUGUCCACGAAAUACAAUACACACAGGCACGUGAACAUACACUCACAAACUGAUACUGCACGCAAACACUCACACCUCUCCCUCAUUCUUGUGCAAUGGCAUACGGUCUAGAACGCACAAAUGUGCAUGCAGUCUUGUUGGCAUGGUCGAAUGAGAGAGCGGCGUGUAAGCGGC